GCAGGAUGUUGUUAUCCUAAAUUCUAUACCUAUUUGCUCUCCUUUACCUAUUGUUGUGUGGUCAGUGCUGUAAUUGUACGAAGGGGUACCUUGGGUAACGGGUACGCUUUAUUUUUCUGACAUGUUGACCACUUAAGGCAAUGCAAUAACAAUCGUUUUAAAAGUACACUAAAAGUAAUUUAUCGGCAGUGCUAGAACGUCAAUUGUAGGUUUUGACUUUGUACAUUUGUUUUGUUGUAAUUUUCUACAAGAAGGUAUUAUAAAUAAUAUUACCCGGUUGUCUGUUAGUCUAAGGACAACAACAUAUUAUAAUCUAAAUGGCCAUCAGCAACAACGGAUCGUUAUUAUUUGUAUCGGUAGUUACGUUAGGAGUUUUACUAGGCCAUGUAAGUCUGGGCCGGGCCCCGAGCAUAUCCACAGGUAUCAAAUAUAGCCCGUCCCGAUCUUGGGCGUUAUACUUGGUACCCGCCACGAUGUGGAGACGAGCCGGGUCGCGUACAACCCAAAUUGAACAAGGCCGGCCCGGGCAGGAUUCUAAUGUUAAUGCUGCUUAUGUUAGUGAUAUCGAGGCUCGAGAUGUAUAUAAAGACAAAAAGCAAGAGGACGACAUUGCACCAAAAUCUCAGCUGCCUUUGCCAAAAGAUUCAAAAACAAUCCGCAAAAGCACACUUUUGCAUUCGGCAUGGGUGAUUAUUUCGAUUGUACUGCUCAUUACGUUGGGUGCCAUUGCUGUUUAUUAUUGGGUACUCUUUUAUCCUAUUUUGUGCAAAAAAGAACGCAAGUAUGAUGUUAUGCAGAUGUCAGCAAAACCAUAAUUAAUACUACAACAUACUUGUAAACCUCUCAAAGGUGGAGGUGUAAAAAUAUUGCGAACAAUUGUAUACUGUUAAAAUUUGCAGUUUCCAACUAUUUUUAUUUUUUUAAUUAACAUUGUAUAUGUUAAGAAAAUAUGUCAUCUAAUAGGUUAUUACUGACUGACUAAUUGUCUUCCAAUUGUUCCUUGUUAUAACUUGUGUUAAUAACAUAGGAUAAUAUUAUAAUCAACAUAAAUCGAUAAUUGUGAAUUUCAUAAAUCGUAAGACAAACUAAGUAUUUUUUUCAAUUAUAUAUUUUAUAAAUAUACUUUAUUAUUAUUUUAAUAAUAAAUACACGGUAUUAUUUAAGAUUGUAUAAUAUAUAUUGAUAAUGUCUAACCAUAUUUAGAACAAUUU
Molecule: messenger RNA, 1211 nt
Organism: Adelges cooleyi (spruce gall adelgid)
Lineage: Eukaryota; Metazoa; Arthropoda; Insecta; Hemiptera; Adelgidae
Exons: 4
Coding region: 318-815 (165 amino acids)
Source: RefSeq, a predicted model, not a curated record